Anopheles nili is the source of this 715-nucleotide messenger RNA. It is a transcript of the gene ND-MLRQ, whose product is annotated as cytochrome c oxidase subunit NDUFA4. The transcript has 3 exons. Lineage: Eukaryota; Metazoa; Arthropoda; Insecta; Diptera; Culicidae. Bases 105 to 356 code for a protein of 83 amino acids. The record is from RefSeq and is a predicted model, not a curated record.
CUUAAGCUUUUCACUCUGGUUUUUCGCAUUGUGUCGGGAAGAGAAUUUUGGUGAUCUGUGAAUAUUUCCUUCGUCUGUAAAAAGAAUUAUAAAAUCCUAGCAAAAUGCAGGGAUUAACCAUGGCUAGCUUGAAGAAAAACCCGGCGCUUAUCCCGCUUUACGUAUGUAUUGCGUUGGGUUCGGCCGGAGCCGUUUUCUACACGCUUCGUUUGGCAUUGCGCAGCCCUGAAGUCACCUGGAGCCGUAAGAACAAUCCGGAGCCGUGGGAGGAAUUCAGGAACAAGCAGCAUAAGUUCUACUCUCCGGUCAGAGAUUACUCCAACAUUAGCAGCCCGGCACCGAAGUAUACCGACUAAGUUCAGCAACAACAUUGUCAGCUCUAGAAGCCGCCGGCUAGAAUGGGGAAAGGUAACGCAAUUCCUUAGCAUCAAUGUUGGUCGCGAACGGCCGGAUCCCCUUAGUAGUGCAGAUGUUUUUGCCAUUUGAGCAAACCGCCAGAAAGUCUCAAAGGAUAAUAGCUUGAUUGGAAAAAAUUGGAUCCUUAGCACAGCGAAAACUUUCCAUCGGAUGAACACCCUCCCAAAAGGAAAUUGGUGCUUAUUCUAGUUUGGUUGGCAUUACAACUUCUUAUUUGUAAAUACGGUCCAAUUCGUGUGGUAACCAGAAUGAAUUGCGCGGUUUAAUAAAGUCUGCUGAAUUUGACAUCCAGUCUGGA